Messenger RNA from Cydia splendana, 1165 nucleotides. RefSeq names its product larval cuticle protein LCP-30-like (gene CPR41). Gene Ontology annotation, cellular component: chitin-based extracellular matrix. Bases 117 to 1043 code for a protein of 308 amino acids. The record is from RefSeq and is a predicted model, not a curated record. Lineage: Eukaryota; Metazoa; Arthropoda; Insecta; Lepidoptera; Tortricidae. Gene Ontology annotation, molecular function: structural constituent of chitin-based larval cuticle. The transcript has 5 exons.
AGACGAACUAGACAAGAGCAUCGUCUUUAAAAUAAUAUAAGAUAAAAUGGUAUAAAUAGGCUUUCGUCUUUGAAAUAGCACAUUCAGGGAGUUAAACCCCGUGUGUAACAACGAAAAUGCGCGGAUUCUUCGUUGUUUGUUUGUGCUUGGGCGUGGCCCUUGCCGCUGAGUUCCCUGGAAAGUUCCAGUUCAACACAAAUGCCCGUCGUUUCAACAGCGGCGUGAGCGCCUCGGCGUCGGCCAGUUACCGCGGCGACGUCAACUCUGGACGCUACGUCGACAAUUCUGGACGCUACAACCCCGCGGCUGACAACUCGGGCCGUUACGUGCCCGAUGAUCUCGGCAAAUACAACGGUGACCGAGGAGACCGUGGUGGUGCCGGCGGUUUCUACAGCGGCUCCAGUGACCGCGGCGCUCCCGGGGGCUUCUACAAGGGCUCGAGUGACCGUGGCGACCGCGGCGGUCCCGGUGGCCAGUACACCGGCGACAACAACAAGGGCUUCGGUGCUGGUGGUGCCGGUGGUGCUGGAAACGCCGGUGGCGCCAACAGCGCUAGCGCCUCAGCGUCUGCUGGCGUCGGCGGUUCCGCCAAGGCCUCCGCGUCCAGCGGCGUCGGCGCUGGCCGGUUUGGCUCCGGUGUCGGCGUGAGCGGCAAGGCUGGGUCCACUUUCGGUUCAGGUGUUGGUGUAAGCGGGGUUGGUGUUAGCGGUGUUGGUGUUAGCGGCGUUGGUGUGUCCAGCAGCGCUAGCGCUGGCUCCGGAAAGGUUUACAGCAGCGGUAGCGCCGGCAACUACGACUACAAAUACGGCAUCAUCCGUCAAGAGGGAGAAGUCGAACCCGAUGGCUACCACUACCUGUACGAGACUGAGAACAAGAUCCUUGCCGAAGAGGCCGGCAAACUUGAGAAGAUCGACAGCGAAAACGAUGCUAUAAGAGUCAAGGGAUUCUAUGAGUUCGUCGCCCCCGAUGGCGUCACCUACAGAGUCGACUACACCGCUGAUGAGACCGGCUUCCAUCCCUCUGGCGCCCACAUCCCCAAGUAAAGAGUCUAAAUUAGUUAAUCGAAGAAACGUAUGUGACAAGUAUUAAUUUUGUCAGACAAGGCUCAAACUGUGUUCAUUCAAUUAUACUAGGCAUUGAUUGUACAAUGGCUUGUUAUAAUAAA